Messenger RNA from Tetrahymena thermophila SB210, 1611 nucleotides. Its product is annotated as transmembrane protein, putative. The record is from RefSeq and is a predicted model, not a curated record. The transcript has 3 exons. Lineage: Eukaryota; Ciliophora; Oligohymenophorea; Hymenostomatida; Tetrahymenidae.
AUGAGAAAGGAUGUCAACAUUGUUAUGAUUAGUAUUUUAUAAAUUCUUCAAAUUAAUGUGAUAGAUGUUUAGAUCCUAAUUGUCAAAUCUGUGAUGAGAAAGGAUGUCAACAUUGUUUUGUUUGGUAUUUUAUAAAUUCUUCAAAUUAAUGUGAUAGAUGUUUAGAUCCUAAUUGUAUAAGUUGUCAUGGAUAAAGAGGGGAAAGUUGCACUGCUUGUGGCUCUAACAUGUAUUUUUUAGAAGGUGAUGGUUCUUGUACUGAUUGCAAACUUGAAGGAUAUUAUGCUAAAGAAAUGGCUUGUAAUAAAUGCACUCCUGGCUGCAAAAAUUGUGGAGGUUAUAUGUAUUGUUAUUAAUGUUAAUCUGGUUAUUUUUUAAAAAAUAAUUUUUGCUCUAAAUGCAUUCCUAACUGCCAAAAUUGUAACAAUGAAAUCACUUGUGAUUUAUGUUAAUCUGGUUAUUAUAUAAAAGAAAAUUCUUGUAAUAAAUGCAUUCCUAACUGUCAAAAUUGUAAUGAUGAAAUCACUUGUGAUUUAUGUUAAUCAGGCUAUCUUAUUCAUGAGUAAACAAGCUAAUGUGUUAUUUGUUCAUAACAAUCAGGAUAUUACGCUUCUGGAAAAUAUUGUAAAUAAUGUAAUAUAGCUUGUAAAGAAUGCUCAGGACCUACUGAUUUAGAUUGUAUUAUAUGUAACUAAUUUUAUUUUCAAAUUGAUCCAACUACAAAACGUUGCUAAUCUUGUCCAAAUAAUGCAUAUCUAAGCUCCUCUAAGUAAAAUUGUUAAAAAUGUAGUUAUUAAUGCUCUCUAUGUGAUAAUGUAGCUUUAAGUUAUAGUAUGCUUACUAAGGAUUAAAGCUUAAAUUCCAAUUAAAAUUAUUGCUUAGUAUGCAGUUGUUAGUUAUGUGAAAGUGGUUACAUAUUAUUUAAUUAAAAAUAAUGUACAUAGAGCUGUGAAUCUAUAGGCAGUAACUAUAUUUAUAAUUCUUCUACAAACAAUUGUACUUGUUAAUAAGGGAAUAUGUGAGUGCCCUGAAGGAUAUAGCUUAGAGAAGCUUAAAAGUCCUGUUUAGGGAUAAAGUAUGAUUUGUUAGCUUCCCUUAGCUAUUUAAUCUAUAAACGUCUAUAAUUAUCUAGCUUAAAGCAAAGAUAUAACUCUUCCAACAGAUUUUAGUGAUAAUCUAAUUGUUAUUACUUAUAAUAGGAAAUUAACAACUGAAGAAUAUUCCUCUUUUUAAUUUUUAAUAGACGAAGGAAUAUUGAAUUUAGGUAAUCAGUAUAGCAUCAAUUCUAUUUCUAUGGAAAACUAAAAUAUAAAAGUAAUAAUUAUAUCCUAGGAAAACAGGAGAGUAAAACAAAUCACAAUUAGCAUUAAAGGAUCUAAAAUAAACUAUUAAAUUCCAAACACAAUAAUUGUUUCAUCAAGUUAUGGAAAAUAAACUAAUUCGUUAGCAUCAGUAAUUUUAAAUUUUAUGUUCCAUUUCGAAUUUUGUCUAAGUUCUACCUUUGAUAUACCUAAUCAAAGAAUAUCUACCCCUUAAAGUGAACUUUGCUUCUUUGUCAGGAGCAUCAUUAGUUUUUAAUUAAACACCUCAGCCUACUCAGAUAUCAUUUGA